AUGGAACACUCCGCAGCAAUUCUGGAAGAUGCGACCAAGAAUAUCGAGGCUGCUGCGAAGCCGGGAGCUUCAUCUUCCAGCAAGCCAGACGGCAAGAGCAACGACCACUCCAGAGACGAUCGCCGGUCGAAACAUGAUGACGGGAGCAGUCGCAAGCGGAAGGGCAACUGGCAGGACAAGAGCCUACAGCAUGGAUCACGAGGUGGAGGACGUAACGACAAUAAGAGGCAUAAGAAGGGCGAUAUGGGACGAGCAGAGUAUUUUGCGAGCAACCCAGACAAGCGCAAACGCAAUGCAGAAGCGCAAGAGAAGCGAUUGCGGGACGGCGCACAAGGUCAAGGCAUAGAAUUCUCCAAGGAUGAGAUCGAUGCCGAAGAGCGACGACCAAAGCGAAAAGUCGCAGUACUCAUUGGAUACUCUGGCACUGGGUACAAAGGCAUGCAGAUAUCUGGGACUGAGAAGACUAUCGAAGGUGACCUCUUUCAUGCUUUCAUCAAAGCCGGCGCGAUCAGUAAAGCCAAUGCCGAAGAUCCCAAGAAGACUGGCUUGGUCAGAUGCGCGAGGACAGACAAGGGCGUUCACGCGGCAGGUAACAUGGUCAGUCUCAAGCUGAUUGUGGAGGACGAUGAUAUCGUACAGAAAAUCAACGCCGAGCUCAGUGCACAAAUCAGAGUUUGGGGCAUUGAACGGACCAUUGGCAGCUUCUCGUGCUACCAAGCAUGCGAUAGCAGGUGGUACGAAUACCUGAUCCCUUCGUAUGCUUUCCUACCGCCGCAUCCCAGUAGCUGGCUGGCAAAGCAAUUGGAGCACGCUGCAGACGAAGCUGGAGACCGAGAGGGAUAUGAAAGCCGACAAGCAGAGGUGAAGGGUUUCUGGGGGAAUGUUGACGAUAACGACAUCAAAGCAAUUCUGGAGACCAUUGACGAGGAUCUACGAUUCGAUGUGGUCAAAGCUCUACAAGGUGAAGAAGAAGCUAGCGCAAAAACCGCCAAAGACGAGGCAGACAUCGAGGCGCCUCCAUCCGCAGGCGAGAUAUCAACAGGGCAGUCUGAUGCUCCAGAGACUGAUCGCAUACUUCGCUUACGUGCCGCUACGAAGCUCUUGCGCAACGCUUACGUAGCAGCAAAGCGACGAUACAGAAUUCCAACUCAGCGUGUUGAGCGGAUCCAAAACGCCCUCAACAAAUAUUUGGGAACUAAGAACUAUCACAACUACACCAUCCAGAAGACCUUCAAGGAUCCAAGCGUCAAGAGACAUAUCAAGUCUUUCCUUGCUAACCCUAAGCCAAUUCUUAUUGGGGAUGGACCAGAAGAAGAGAAGACAGAAUGGCUUAGCUUGAAGGUCCACGGGCAAAGCUUUAUGAUGCACCAGAUUCGCAAGAUGGUCGGCAUGGUGACAUUGCUCGUUCGCUCUGGCGGUAAUCUCGAAACCAUGGAGAGUUCAUUCACUGCUGCGAGGUACAGCAUACCCAAGGUACCAGGGUUGGGAUUGCUUCUCGAGCGCCCAGUAUUUGACUCAUACAACAACUUCCAAGCAGAGAAGCACGAUCGUCCUAAACUUGACUUCAGCAAAUAUGAGACUGAGCUGGAAGCUUUCAAGGAGCGAGAGAUCUAUCAGCGCAUUUUCCGAGAAGAGGAAGAGAAUAAUGAGUUCUCCAAGUUCUUUAACCAUGUCGACAAUUUCAAGGAGCCUUACUUCUUGUAUGUAAGCAGCAAGGGUCUCGAUGCCACGAAAGAUAUCGUGAGGAAAGGCGGUCCGCCAAAAGAGGCCAAUAAUUAG
Molecule: messenger RNA, 1779 nt
Organism: Pseudocercospora fijiensis CIRAD86
Lineage: Eukaryota; Fungi; Ascomycota; Dothideomycetes; Mycosphaerellales; Mycosphaerellaceae
Exons: 3
Coding region: 1-1779 (592 amino acids)
Biological process (GO): mRNA pseudouridine synthesis; tRNA pseudouridine synthesis
Cellular component (GO): nucleus
Molecular function (GO): RNA binding; pseudouridine synthase activity
Source: RefSeq, a predicted model, not a curated record